AUGCCCCGAGCGGGAUUGAAAGCCUGUAAAGUUCCGGGGGAUGAGCUGGCAUUUGAGUGUUUGAAUGUCAAUACUGAGCUAGAAUCCUGUGGUGGUUGUCUAUACGGUGAUUACGGUGUUGGACUCAACGCACCAAGCAGAUCUUACGGAGUAGACUGCACUUCCCUUCCUGGCGUAGCGAUGGGGGCUAUAACAUGUACCUCAGGACAAUGUACUGCAUUUGCAUGUGACGAAGGAUACGAACUUACCAGGGAGAAUUCAACCUGUGUAUCUCUCUUUUGA
Messenger RNA from Kwoniella botswanensis, 282 nucleotides. RefSeq lists its product as uncharacterized. The record is from RefSeq and is a predicted model, not a curated record. The coding region runs from base 1 to 282 and encodes 93 amino acids. NCBI's taxonomy places the organism in Eukaryota, Fungi, Basidiomycota, Tremellomycetes, Tremellales, Cryptococcaceae. The transcript has 4 exons.